Gymnodraco acuticeps is the source of this 1730-nucleotide messenger RNA. Its product is annotated as protein phosphatase 1 regulatory subunit 1B-like. The record is from RefSeq and is a predicted model, not a curated record. NCBI's taxonomy places the organism in Eukaryota, Metazoa, Chordata, Actinopteri, Perciformes, Bathydraconidae. The coding region runs from base 125 to 652 and encodes 175 amino acids. Gene Ontology annotation, molecular function: protein phosphatase inhibitor activity. The transcript has 5 exons. Gene Ontology annotation, biological process: intracellular signal transduction. Gene Ontology annotation, cellular component: cytoplasm.
GAAGCAACUCCUGGUUGGACUUGUGUAGUACUUUUGUCAUUUGGGAAGUGAUACAAUUUAGACCGGCAGUUAAAUCGGACUUUGUUGAACAUCUGUGCGUUUGGCUGCGGAGGUGACAGGUUGGAUGGAGCCGCUGCUGCCCGCAGACACGGACCUGAUGGAGCCAGAGGCGGAUAAAGAUGCGAGGAGGAAGAUCCAGUUCUCCGUGCCUUCAUCCGUGCCCACACAGCUGGACCCGCGACAGGUGGAGAUGAUUCGACGUCGGAGGCCAACACCAGCCACACUCUUCAGAUUGACCGAUCCACCAUCACCAGAGGAAGACAUCGACCCGUGGGUUCUGGGUGAAAAUGGAGCUUUGAAAGCCAAACUGGUUCACACGACAAUUUACCAGCCACCCUCACUAAAAGCUGUGCAGAGGAUGGCCCUGGCUCACCUGGCCUCCCUAGACAUGACUUCAGUGGACAAAGAGGAUUCCUCUUCUGGGGAGGAAGAGGAGGAACGUGAGAAGAAGAGCCAGCAGUCACCCUCAGCUACAGAUCCAAGGGAAGAAAGCCAAUCACUCAGGGAUCAGUGUGCUCAGCUGGACAGUUUGACAGAAACUGCUGAUCUCAGCCUUCACCGCAGUGAUGCAGAGGAGGAAAAAGGAGAAUGACUGUUAGUUUGGAGCGGACUUGGAUAACACACGUGCAUGUGGGCCGUGUGUGUUGUUUGAGUCUGUGAGAGAGAAAGUAUAUCAGAUCGCAUUGAGGAAGGUCAGAAUAUUAAUGAGCAGGUAUGAAGAAAAGUGAAAUCUGAGACUUUUGAGGCAAAUGUAGGCCUUGGGCAACAGAGAAAGCAAGGGGAAAAUUCCAUUCAUCCAAGGACACUGCACAGGAAAUAUGAGAACUGCAAAGAACUGUGGCCAUUUCCUCAAGCAUUUUCUUUCUUUUAGGUUCAACAGAAGUCUUGAGGGGUUGUAUUCCCAGAAAAUAUGUGAAGUACAAGACUUUUAUUAACCUUAUUCAUAUCAUACAGGUGUACGACGGGAUUCUGGUGCUAAAAACACUCACCUCAAAAGCAAUUAGAAAGUCAAAUGAUGUACACAGCCCAAGAUAAGAUGUAUAAACAACAUAUUUUGAUUAUUUGACAAACAUGAAAUGUUGUAUUUAAUAUGUAGUCAGUUCAUAACUGUUUUAUGGCCAUGGUGAGGGAGGUAUUUUAAAGUAUGUGUCACACAGUUCAACAAAUGAAUGUGAGGUCCUCAGGCUAUUGCAUAACAUAAUACACAUAUACUAUACACUAAAUGACAUGGUAUACUACAGUGUGAUAAGUAUAUAGUGCACAGUAAUAUUGGAAAGGCAAACCCUUUUUUGUAAUUCAACCAAGAAAUUGUUAAAGAAAACCAAACCAUUCUUUCAGUUUGCUUUCCUCAACCUUGUAGACAUUUACGUGCAAGGUCAAGGCGGUUGGAUUACAGAGGAUCUGAGCGCAGCCACUCACAACAGACCAGACUAAAUAAUAUCCAACUAAUCCAACUAAUCAUCAUAAUGCAGCGCAGUUUUUCUGCUUUGGUGUUAUGAACAGGCUUUUUGUAACAGAGAUUAGGAGGCAUUUGGGAUGUCAGGGAUGAUUGGUGGGAACCAAAAUUAAACCUAUUUUUUCAGAAACUCUUUAGUAUGAUUCUGAGCUUGUAAAUAAAUUGUGUUUGUUUUUGUUGCUAAUCAAUAAAUUACAAUGGGUGUUUAAAAGGA